AUGAGCAUUACUGCAGAUCUGUACUGUGAAGAACUGAACACAAUGGUGGAGAAGAGUCUCAAACCAGCUUUGGUCAAUCGCUCGUUCUCGCUACUCCUGCACGACAACGCGCGACUUCAUACUGCACAACAGACGGUCUCCAAGUUACAAGGGAUGGGGUUGGAAGCUCUCUGUCAUCUCUCUAUGAGUUUUGUGGAUAUCACUGUUUUUCCUGGUAUUACUAUUGACGCGAAUCUUCAAUGCGGACCCCAUAUAUUUAAAUUGGCAAGCAGACUUACUUCUGUAGCAUAUUAUGCUGUAAGAAAGAUUAAAGUCUCAAAAAUGUGGAGACAGCUAGAUUAG
This is a messenger RNA of Parnassius mnemosyne (clouded apollo), 342 nucleotides long. The record is from the annotation of a GenBank genome assembly. Lineage: Eukaryota; Metazoa; Arthropoda; Insecta; Lepidoptera; Papilionidae.